Messenger RNA from Acanthisitta chloris (rifleman), 2087 nucleotides. RefSeq names its product phospholipid-transporting ATPase ID-like. NCBI's taxonomy places the organism in Eukaryota, Metazoa, Chordata, Aves, Passeriformes, Acanthisittidae. The annotation marks the transcript as partial. The transcript has 19 exons. Gene Ontology annotation, cellular component: plasma membrane. The record is from RefSeq and is a predicted model, not a curated record. Gene Ontology annotation, biological process: Golgi organization; phospholipid translocation. Gene Ontology annotation, molecular function: magnesium ion binding; ATP binding; ATPase-coupled intramembrane lipid carrier activity.
AGGAAGAGAGACAACUUCAAGCAAACAACCGGGAUUUUAACCUGCAGUUUGAAUAUGCUAACAAUUCAAUUAAAACAUCGAAAUACAAUUUCUUCACUUUCCUGCCUCUCAACCUGGAGAGGAAGGUGUCUGAUAUGGAGCAUUUGAUUCCUCAGAUUUCCUCACUGGCCUGGUUUACAACAGUGGUGCCCCUGGUGCUGGUGCUGGCUGUAUCUGGAGUCAAGGAUGCCAUAGAUGAUUUUAAUCGACAUAAAAGCGACAAACACGUCAACAACCGCCCAGUGCAGGUCCUGAUCAAUGGCAUGUUAAAGGAUCAAAAAUGGAUGAAUGUCCAAGUGGGGGAUAUAAUAAAACUAGAAAACAACAACUUUGUGACGGCGGAUCUCCUGUUACUGUCGAGCAGUGAGCCGCACAGCCUGACUUACAUCGAAACAGCUGAACUAGAUGGUGAAACAAAUCUAAAGGUGAAGCAGGCACUGACAGUAACUGCAGAGCUUGGAGAAGAUCUUCAGAAACUUACAGAGUUCAAUGGAGAAGUCAGAUGUGAGGCACCAAAUAACAAGCUGGAUAAAUUCACAGGGACUCUUACUCUUCGAGGAGAGAAGUAUGCCCUGGACAAUGAGAAGAUGCUGCUGAGGGGCUGUACUAUUAGGAACACAGAGUGGUGCUUUGGACUCGUUAUUUAUGCUGGGCCAGACACCAAACUAAUGCAGAACAGUGGAAAAACAACUUUUAAACGAACAAGCAUCGAUCGACUCAUGAAUGUCCUUGUGUUGCUGAUCUUUGCAUUUUUAGCACUGAUGUGUCUUAUCCUAGCCAUUGGCAAUGGCAUCUGGGAACACGAUAAGGGCUACUACUUCCAGGUCUAUCUGCCCUGGGCAGAAGGUGUCACCUCUGCUUCCUUCUCUGGCUUCCUCAUGUUCUGGUCAUAUGUGAUCAUUCUAAACACAGUGGUGCCAAUUUCACUCUAUGUCAGUGUAGAGAUUAUACGCUUGGGUAACAGUUUCUACAUCGACUGGGACCGUAAAAUGUAUUAUCCACUGAAUGACACACCGGCUCAGGCUCGUACUACUACACUCAAUGAAGAACUGGGGCAGAUCAAGUACAUCUUCUCAGACAAAACAGGAACUCUCACUCAGAAUAUCAUGUGUUUCAACAAGUGCUCCAUCAAUGGCAAAUCCUACGGUGAUGUGUAUGAUAUGUCUGGGCAAAGGAUAGAAAUAAAUGAGAACACAGAGAAGGUUGAUUUCUCAUACAACCAGUUAGCCGACCCAAAGUUUGCAUUCUAUGACCAUAGCCUGGUUGAAGCUGUGAAGCUGAGUGAUGUCCCAACGCACAGGUUCUUCCGUCUGCUCUCACUUUGUCACACAGUGAUGCCAGAAGAGAAGAAAGAAGGUAACUUGGUGUACCAGGCCCAAUCUCCUGAUGAGGGAGCCCUUGUUACUGCUGCCAGAAACUUUGGAUUUGUGUUCCGGGCUCGCACACCAGAGACCAUCACUGUUGUGGAAAUGGGAGAAACAAAAAUCUAUGAACUUCUGGCUAUUCUUGAUUUCAACAAUGUUCGCAAGCGAAUGUCUGUGAUUGUGCGGAGUCCAGAAGGUGACCUGACUUUGUACUGCAAGGGUGCUGACACCAUUCUUUAUGAACUGCUUCAUUCAUCCUGUGAAUCUCUCAAAGAGGAGACCACAGAACACCUGAAUGAGUUUGCUGGAGAAGGUCUGAGGACACUUGUGGUGGCCUAUAAAAACUUGGAGGAAGAGUACUUUCAGGAUUGGAUCAGGCGUCACCAUGAAGCAAGCACUGCCUUGGAAGGACGGGAAGAGAAACUGUCGGAGUUAUAUGAAGAGAUUGAAAAAGAUCUAAUGCUGCUAGGUGCUACAGCAAUUGAGGACAAGCUACAAGAUGGAGUCCCACAGACAAUUGAGACUCUUGCCAAAGCCAACAUUAAGAUAUGGGUUCUCACUGGUGAUAAGCAAGAGACAGCAAUGAAUAUUGGUUACUCCUGCAACUUGUUGAAUGAUGACAUGGAUGACGUUUUCAUUAUUGAAGGCAGCACAUCUGAUGACGUACUGAAUGAGCUGAGGUAA